GGGCGGAAACGAAGAGGCAACCGACCGAUGGCCGAACAGUACCAAAUCCGUCUGAUGUGGGUACCGCAUUUGUCGGCAUGACCGGUUGCUCUCGGACACACCUCAAGUUUUGCAGAGCUCACACACAGCCUCACGAUCCCCAACAGCCAUCUAACUCUACUAAGCGUCAAGCGGGUGGCCAGCCGAGCAACCAUCUGCGCUUUGAACUCAUCAUCCAUUGACAGAUGCUUUUUUUCCCCGCCAUCUACAGUAGACCAGACAGUUGAGCCACCUCCAUGUGCUACAGUACAAUUGGAAAACCAUGUUUUCUCUGCCGGCCAACCCUCAUUUUGUUGUGGUUUACUCCGCGUACACUUCCCCCAACCUUUGUGCGGCCUGCCUGUGCCGGCCGAAGGGCUCCAGGGUCCAAACAGCACCGCUUAGGAAAGCCGAAGUCAUCAGAGCUGCCAGGAACGGUUAGUUUGCACGCAGGCCAUACGUAAGCUCGGAAUCAAUACGGGAACCAGUCUUGCACUUAGCAGUUGAUUCGGAAGCACCAAUCAUUCCCAAGUGAACCAUGCAAUGCUUCAUUUAUCGGUUCCUGCUUAAGAGAUCCGUUUCACGUACCCCGCAGCUCAGAAACACUGGCCAGGCACCGCAGCAAGCUUAGAUUUGUGCGAUGCAACCAUCUGACCUUGUGAAAAUGAGUCGCGAUAUCAUCAGCUCACGCAGCACUAUACACACAUCGUUGCUUUUCAAUGCGAGAAGGAAAACAUUCGACAAAGAUAUCUCUAUCGUUGUCGACUCAACCACAGGCACCAUUGAGGAUGUCUACCAAAGGGCAGAUGGUAACGAUGUCGUUGUAAACAGACGGGACAUCGACCUUCGGGGGAAAGUUGUGAUGGCUGGGUUCGUCGACGCUCACACGCAUGUGUUUCUGCAUUCAUACGAUGAAGCCUCGUCUACAGUCCAGAUGCGAGACCAAAGCAUCGUGGAGCGAAUCGUUCGUGCCACCAAUCAUCUCCGCGCCGCGCUGCUAUCCGGCUACACUACAUACAGAGAUUUGGGUACCGAAGGGAUGCGGUCGUACGACGCGAACCUCAGAGACUGUGUCAACCGAGGGCUGCUGCCAGGCCCCCGACUGUUUGUCGCCACGGAAUGCCUAGCAAGCACCGGAUCAUACGAAGUCCGUCAUGAGAACACUUUAGCCAAGCUGCCACGCAUCUCGGAUGCUUGUGAUGGACCGGUGGGUGUGAGACAGGCAGUCCGGCGCCGAGUGGGCGAUGGAGCGGAUAUCAUCAAAUUCUACGCUGACUAUCGACGGAAAGUCAUGCGAUUCCCACCGCCUAUCCAGCCACCACGGGCUGCGAUUCCAUUCCUCCCCUCAGAUCCCAACCCGGCGGUGGUCAUGUUCAACCAGGAAGAAAUGGACGAGAUCGUUCGAGAGGCAAAACUGGGCGGGUUACCUGUGGCAUGUCACGCGGGCACAGCAAAGGGUGCGCUCAUGGCCAUUAAGGCAGGAGUCGACACCAUUGAGCAUUGCAACGAGGCGACCGACGAGGUCUUCCGAGAAAUGCGCCGUCGCGGAACCAUCUUCGUCCCUACGCUGGCGGUGUUGCGGAACUCUCCAGACUUUGACAACAUCAGCAAGCGAGUGAAGAGAGCGCACGAUCUUGGUGUACGUCUUGCUGCCGGCGGUGAUACGGGGGCCUUUCCUCACGGAGAAGGUGCUCUGGAGAUGGAGCUUAUGAUCCGGGCUGGAGUUCCCGUGCCGGAUGUAUUGGAAGCAUGUAUCGUUGGCGGGUGGGAGAGCUGCGGCAGGAAGAAGAGCGGCUUCUUGUUCGGUUCGAUCGAGAAAGGGUACCGAGCCGACAUAAUUGCCCUGGAAACGGACCCAAGGACAGACAAGGGCUCUCUGCGGAAGGUCAACUUUGUAAUGAAGGAUGCCAGAGUCUGGAAGAGGGACGGUCGGCCAGUCGACUUCGUUGAGGAGCAUGCGGAGACGAGACCGACCCCCGGCAGCGAGGAGGAGUCUGACUGGGUGCUCAUUUGAAUGUAAUCAUCCGGUUUUCAAAGACUGCAGUCAUUCAAUCGUCGACUUGCAUCAAGCGGUCAUCGAAAAGUAGCCUGGUUGCAUCCUAUUAUCAGACCAUCGCCAACAAGCGGCAAAUACGAACACGAUGCUACGGAGAUGUCACAAUUAACAUAUUUCAACGUUCGGCACUUGCAGCCUCCAAAAAAAUCGCGUAGAGAGAGAGAGGGGGGGCAUCGCGUUCAUUCAACACAGAUUACCAUGAACGACCAGUAUUGGAGACUCGUCGACGCAUAUCGCUUGCCUAAAUGGCACUGUCGAAUCCGCAACCCCAGGCCACCGGCCUACUUCAUUGACUUUGAGCAUUGCAAUAGCCAUCCCAAGAGCCCCAAGUAUCACCGCCAGCUUUCCGCACGGUUCCCGUGGGCUC
Colletotrichum destructivum is the source of this 2441-nucleotide messenger RNA. Its product is annotated as Putative metal-dependent hydrolase, composite domain superfamily. The record is from RefSeq and is a predicted model, not a curated record. Bases 659 to 2032 code for a protein of 457 amino acids. Gene Ontology annotation, molecular function: hydrolase activity, acting on carbon-nitrogen (but not peptide) bonds. NCBI's taxonomy places the organism in Eukaryota, Fungi, Ascomycota, Sordariomycetes, Glomerellales, Glomerellaceae. The transcript has 2 exons.